GUCGUUCGAUAGUCUCAAUACUACCCUACUAGUGGAAGAUUUCGAAAUGAAGAUUCUUCUGACACUGUUGGCGGUGGCCGCCCUCGCGGAAGCUACCUUCGAUAUCAAAUCGUUGCUGGGGGGACUGCACCACAAAAAGCCGGAAGCAAUCCAUGUCACGCUCCAUAAGGCUCUACCACCACCUCCUCCACCACCGCCACCACCAGUCCAUCAUGUAGCCUCGUACUACCGGCACCCAGUCGCACCACCACCACCGCCUCCAGCACCCGUUCACUUGGUUCCUCACUACAGUCAACCUGCUCCACCUCCACCACCACCACCACCUGCAGCACCUCAGCAAAUUGUACGAGUGAUUCAACCAAUCGUUUACUACCGACAACCCGCCGCACCAGCACCGGCUCCAGCACCGAUCGCUGCUCCAGCACCAAUCCCGGAUUCCUAUUAUCGUAAGCCGGUUGCACCAGUUGCGCCGGUAGCACCGAUUGCACCCGAUUGCACCCGAGUUGUUGAAGCACCCGAGUUCACCAUUGAACCCUCGAAAUCGUUCGACUUCUCAUACGCCGACGCUGGUGCAUCAGCGAUCGCUAACGCUGGCGCUGUUGUCCAGGCUCCAAAAGUGGAAACCGGAAGCAGUGCAUUCGCAAGCGCCAGCGCUAGUUCCAGUGCCAGCUCUUCGGCCAGCGCUGGUUCAACCUUUGAAACCUACAAAUCCGAGGGACACUACUACGCCCUGCCCGAGGAAAAGGUCACCCUCGAUCAACCCGUUGCUCCGAUUCAGUUUGAUAAUCGCGUAAAUGAAGCACCGGCCAUUACCAGCUUCCUAGCCGCUAGCAAAGAUGAUGCCUCGGCCGUUGCCGUGAGCAACGCUGUUGCCGAAGUAGCGCAGGAAGAGGUUCCUGUGGCGAUUCGGGUGGACAAUCCCGUCGAAGAGAUCCCCGCUAUUGCCGAUGCACCGAUAAUCGUUGAGGAAAUUGUUACAGAAGCACCCACAACCACGACAACGACGACCACAACCGAAGCACCCACAACAACCACCACGACCACAACGACUACAACUCCUCGUCCAGCUCCACCACCAGCUCCGCAAAUCUUCCUCGACGAGGCGCAGAUCACCCAGGAGAUCCUGAAGCAAGCUCUACCCACCGUCAUUAGCCAGGUAUCACCGCACAUCAUCCAGCAGGCCAUCCCGUUGGUCGUCGAUCGUGCCCUACCUCAGGUUGUGUACCAGGUUAACCCUACCGUGGCCAGUCAAGCCGCUCCAGCUCUUCAGCUGCAACAGCAGCAGGAAUACUACCAGCAGCAAAACGCCCAACCCGUGCAGAUCGUUACCCCACUGAACGUCAACGCCCAGCGUCAAGACGAAAAGGUACAGGUCAUGUACGCGACCUCAAUCGCCCAGCAGAACCAGUUCAUCAACAACCAACAGUACCAACAGGAACAGGAAAACCAGGUCAUCUCGGUAGGCAACCGAGGAAGUGCCGGCGCCCAACAGGCUGCUCCAGCAGGCCCGGCUUUCGUCAUCGAGCAGGGUCUCGAGGCCGGCGGAGACGUUCAAACCGAACUUCGCGAUAGCACCGGAGUCCAACAGCAGAUUAUCAGCAACUUCAAACAGGAGAACCUUCAGCAGCAACAGCUUUUCGGAGGGUUCGGUAGCUUCCAAGGUGGAGCCGGUGCUCAGGCCACUGCCCAAUCCCAGACCGGUGGUUUCGGAAACUUCCAGGGUGCAGGUGCCCAGGCCAACGCUCAAGCCGGAGCUCAGCAGUUUGGUUCAUUCGGAAACUUCGCUGGAGCGCAGGCCUCAGCCCAGUUUGGAGGUUUUGACAAUUUCCAGAACGACCUCGCCCAAGGACAAGGACAGGGUGGCAACUUCCAGCAGUUUGGAAUCGUGCAGCCUCGUAGUGGACAGCUGAACUGA
Messenger RNA from Uranotaenia lowii, 1915 nucleotides. RefSeq names its product calphotin-like. Lineage: Eukaryota; Metazoa; Arthropoda; Insecta; Diptera; Culicidae. The coding region runs from base 47 to 1915 and encodes 622 amino acids. The transcript has 2 exons. The record is from RefSeq and is a predicted model, not a curated record.